UGCUGACUCACCAUAUUUUAUUUCACCAACCCGGCGACGUUUCACUUGUUUGGCACCAAACCAAACGGCCACACCCUCGUCAUAAAUUACGCACAGAACAUAACCAUUAUCAUCGCUAAAAUCAAAACCCACCAUUCUUACUUGCCAAGAUCUUUUUUUUUUUUUCUAACUGAACAAACCAAAAAGCAAACAUGAUACAGCUCUUGUACACGGUGAUCUUUUCGGAAAUGGCGUUGAUCAUGACGCUGCUGUUUAAGACGCCGUUGAGAAAGCUGGUGAUCAUGAGCCUGGAUCGGGUCAAACGAGGGCGGGGCCCCGUAGUGGUGAAAACGGUGGGUGGUACUGUUUUCGUUGUGCUCAUGUCUAGCGUCUAUAGCAUGGUUAAGAUCCAGAGGCGCACGAUCGAGGCUGGAGCCGUUAAUCCAACCGAUCAGGUUCUCAUGUCCAAGCAUAUGCUCGAAGCUUCUCUUAUGGGAUUUGUGUUAUUCCUCUCACUGAUGAUAGAUAGAUUACACCAUUACAUAAGAGAACUUCGAUUACUCAGGAAAACCAUGGAAGCUGCAAAAAAGCAAAACCGGAGUUUUGAGGAAGGGAAAAAUGCAAAUGCAGAUGAGCUUAAAAGCUUGGAGAGUGAAAUUACUAAGUUGAAGACAAAAAUCAAGGAGUUGGAGUAUGAACACGAGGCAAAAGAAAAGGAAUUCAGCACCUGUAAAUCUGAAGCAGAGGCACUCAAGAAGCAAUCAGAAGGAUUCCUCCUCGAGUAUGAUCGCUUGCUAGAAGAAAAUCAAAGUCUUCGUAGCCAGUUAGAGUCACUUGACCAAAGUGUGCCACAAUCUGAAGGCAAAAAGAAUAUGUGAAGGAGCAAAUACCCAACAGUGAACUAUUAUCAUCUUGUUUUGUUUAAAUGAGAGUAAUUGUUGGAUGGGGCUUUCAAUUAGUUCUGAGUGGCUAUAUGAUGGUGUAUGUAUUGAGAGAGUGAAUUGUUUGUAUAGGGACUGUUUACAGCAGUCAAUAUAUAACUAAACUUGUUUGCCCCUUCAA
Mangifera indica (mango) is the source of this 1041-nucleotide messenger RNA. RefSeq names its product B-cell receptor-associated protein 31. Gene Ontology annotation, cellular component: endoplasmic reticulum membrane; endoplasmic reticulum. Gene Ontology annotation, biological process: endoplasmic reticulum to Golgi vesicle-mediated transport; intracellular protein transport. The record is from RefSeq and is a predicted model, not a curated record. Bases 192 to 857 code for a protein of 221 amino acids. Lineage: Eukaryota; Viridiplantae; Streptophyta; Magnoliopsida; Sapindales; Anacardiaceae. The transcript has 2 exons.